Molecule: messenger RNA, 1245 nt
Organism: Xenopus laevis (African clawed frog)
Lineage: Eukaryota; Metazoa; Chordata; Amphibia; Anura; Pipidae
Gene: sult6b1.L
Product: sulfotransferase family 6B member 1 gene 1 L homeolog
Molecular function (GO): sulfotransferase activity
Source: RefSeq, marked predicted
GACAGACAAGGCUCUGUCAUCUCUGUAAAAGCCUUAAAUUAACUGGCUAAGAGUCAAUUAUACUGCAUUGAACUGCGUGUGCCUCAGCCUGGGGUAUCUGGAAGCAUAUCCGGUGCUCUACAUCCAGGAAACUACCAUCCCACUACUUGAAAUUGCUACAUAUUAUUCUGGAUCUAAAGAAAAUGUCUGCCACAGAGGAAAGCAAAUCAGGUCAGGAGAGAUUCCUGGAAGAAAUGAAGAGAGUCCAAGCGGAAGCUAAGAGCAAAACACGAGAAGAGUUGUUAAUGAUUUAUAAGGGCAUUUCCUACCCCAGCUGUAUUUGCAGUGAGCAGACCUUUCAAGCUCUGGAAUCCUUUGAAGCCAGAGAGGAUGAUUUGCUGAUUGUAACAUAUCCAAAAUGUGGGACAAAUUGGGUAAUAGGUAUACUGCAUGAAAUGUUGUUCUUCAUCAAUGGUAAAGAGCCUACUAUAGACCAAGCUAUAAUUGAAUUUGGAAAACCGGAAAAAGUUCAGAUUCUGAAAGAAGCAUCGUCCCCAAGAGUGUUUGCAACACAUUUGAAUUAUAAGGACAUCCCCAAGUCUUUUUUGGAAAAGAAAGUAAAGAUCUUGUUGAUCCUUCGUAAUCCUAAAGACACGGGGGUCUCUUACUUCCACUUCUGUAAUAAUAAUCCAGUACUUCCCAGCUAUGACUCAUGGGAUUUGUUUUUUGAUGAUUACAUAAAUGGAAAAGUAUGCUAUGGGUCAUUCUUUGAUCACAAUGUGGCAUGGGGAGAGCACAUUGAUGAUGAAAAUAUUAUGGCAAUUACAUUUGAAGAUAUGAAACUGGAAUAUGCUACGUAUCUGAAAAAAAUAUCUGACUUCUUUGGACUCUCCUUGUCAGAGGAACAACUUAAAGUAAUUGAAAACAAAACUACCUUUAAAUCAAUGAAAGAGAAUUCAGAAGGCACGCAUGGAAAACUUGGAAAUACUUUUUUCCGCAAAGGAGAAAUAGGUGACUGGAAAAGUCUUUUUACUGAAGCACAAAGCAAAGACGUUGAUGCAAAGUUCGAACAGCAUCUUGCAGGGACUAAGCUGGGAGAGAAAUUAAACUAUAAAAAAUACUGUGAAUAUUAGAAAAUGUUCAUUUGAUUCACUCCUUUAGAAAACAAAUAUUACUGAAUGUAUUGGGGAUUCAUUUCAUUCAGAAAUAACACACCCUAUGUUUUUGUUAAUCAAACAAAAGAUACUAAAUAAAAUACUACACUCA